GCGGAUUUUCCUUCCCCGAAGACUCUCGAGUCCGCAACCGCAUCCACGAAACGUCAGCGCAGCACGACGCAACGCCGUCACCUCACUGGACGAGGAGGAGACGACGGCGAGGGCGGGGUCGUAGCCAUAAAAAGAGGCGCUCUUGACGAGGAGCGAGGACGGCUCCUAGUAGUCCUAGCCUGCCUGCGCACGCGAGCCACGCACGAGGAGGCGUUUCAAGGCCGCCCUAGUAUAUCUCUGCAUAUUUUGGCGACUACUAGUGACUAGCGAGCAGUUUUGCGAGGCCAAGCCGGCCUCUGCAUUUAUUCCUUCCUUGUUCAGGCGCCCUGCUUCGUCGUCCUCAUUUCAUAUCUAGCUCUCGGAGUCUUCUUGAGGAGGAUCUUGCGAGCCAGAGAUAUCUUAGAGUUGUAGAAGGAGAGAGGAGGAGGAGGAGGAGGAGGAGACGCCAUGACCGGAGGGGAGGAGCAGGGGAGGAGGCUGUUCGGAGUAUCUCUGACAGACAGGCCCAGGUGGCAGCAGUUCUUGAUCUGCUCCUCGGGCUUCUUCUUCGGCUACCUUGUCAAUGGCAUCUGCGAGGAAUACGUGUACAACAGGCUUCAAUUCAGCUACGGCUGGUACUUCACGUUUGUGCAGGGGUUCGUGUACUUGGCGCUGAUACGCCUGCAGGGAUUCACGGUGAAGCAGAUGGUGAACCCGUGGCGGACGUACGUGCGGCUCUCGGCCGUGCUCAUGGGCUCCAAUGGCCUCACCAAGGGCUCCCUCGCCUUCCUCAAUUACCCUGCCCAAAUCAUGUUCAAGUCCACCAAGGUUCUACCGGUGAUGAUAAUGGGCGCAUUUAUCCCCGGUUUGAGACGCAAAUACCCAUUCCAAGAGUACGUAUCGGCCGUGAUGCUUGUCAUUGGUCUCAUACUCUUCACACUCGCGGAUGCGCAAACGUCGCCUAACUUUAGCAUGAUUGGCGUGGCCAUGGUGUCUGGGGCGCUCGUCAUGGACGCCUUCCUGGGCAAUCUGCAAGAAGCCAUCUUUAAGAUGAACCCUGACACGACUCAGAUGGAGAUGCUGUUCUGCUCCACUGUUGUUGGCCUUCCUUUCCUAGUGGUGCCAAUGGUCUUAACUGGGGAGCUCAUGACGGCAUGGACUUCAUGCUCCCAGCACAUGUACGUGUACGCGGUGCUGGUGUUCGAGGCGAUGGCCACGUUCGUCGGCCAGGUCUCCGUGCUCUCGCUCAUCGCGCUUUUCGGUGCGGCAACCACAGCUAUCACGACGACGGCAAGGAAGGCGGUGACGCUGCUGCUGUCGUACCUGAUAUUCACCAAGCCCCUGACGGAGCAGCACGUCACGGGGCUCCUCCUGAUAAUCAUGGGGAUCGUGAUCAAGCUCCUGCCGGCGAACAGGGAGAGCGGACCGCGUCGGCAGGCGAAGACGACGGUGCAGCUCUCUGACGACAAGCAGCGGGGAAGCAGCGAAGUAGUAGAAGAGGAGAAAACACCCUUAGUAUAAUGGGAUAUAGUAACCCAGAGAAUAACAAUCCGAAAGGAAGGACAGGAUACAUACAUUCAUACAGGAAUUGAUAGCCUCUCUCUCCCUGCCCCUCUCGCUCUUCUAAUGUGCUGUUUGCUGUGAUCAAAUUGUUUUGUGGGUGUGUAUGAACUGGGAAGGUCCAAAACGCCUGUUCU
Molecule: messenger RNA, 1676 nt
Organism: Phragmites australis (common reed)
Lineage: Eukaryota; Viridiplantae; Streptophyta; Magnoliopsida; Poales; Poaceae
Product: UDP-galactose/UDP-glucose transporter 2
Exons: 7
Coding region: 448-1500 (350 amino acids)
Biological process (GO): transmembrane transport
Cellular component (GO): endoplasmic reticulum membrane; Golgi membrane
Molecular function (GO): transmembrane transporter activity
Source: RefSeq, a predicted model, not a curated record